AUGGGUUCAAUGCCUAGUCCGCACUAUGAUGCCGUGAUUGUCGGAGCCGGCUUUUCCGGGGUAUAUGUCUUACACGGUCUGCGGAAGAUUGGGUUGAAAUGCAGGGUCUACGAAGCGGCCUCCGACCUUGGGGGGGUUUGGUACUGGAACGCUUAUCCAGGUAGUGAUGGCUUGUCCAUUUCCCCCCGAAUUACCAUGUCGGUAGGAGCUCGGCUGGACUCUGAAGUUCCGGUAUAUGAAUAUUCUGAACCCGAAGUCUGGACGGAUUGGACAUGGACAGAAAAAUACCCUACGAGGGAAGAAAUAAGAAAAUACUUUGAUCACGUUGACAGAGUGUGGGAUAUCAAAAAGGACGUCGAGUUCAAUGUUAGAGUUGUUGGAGGGCAAUUUGAUACCAACGAGAACGUCUGGAAAGUUGAGACAGAAGACGGACGAACGACAACAUGCCAAUUUUUCAUUCCGGCGGCAGGUUUCGCAGCUAAAGAUUAUGUUCCUGAUUUCAAGGGAGCUGAUUCCUUCAAAGGCGCUAUUUAUCAUUCUUCCCGCUGGCCUCAGGGAGGUAUAUAUACCGAGGGUAAACGCGUGGGCGUGAUUGGGACAGGGGCUACUGGAGUUCAAAUUGCCCAGGAAUGUGCAAAAGAUGCGGCCAGUGUGAUUGUAUUUCAGCGGACCCCAAACCUCGCUCUACCGAUGCGCCAAAGGAAGCUAACCCCGGAGGAGCAAGACGGGAGGAAGGCGACGUAUCCUGGGUUCUUUCAGAACCGUCUGGCAACUUUUGGCGGGAUGAAAUACACUUUCCUGGCGAAGAAUACGGCAGAAGCAACACCAUCAGAGCGCGAAGCCUUCUUCGAGCAGCUGUGGGAGAACGGCGGAUUUGGAUUCUGGCUGGGCGGUUAUAGCGACCUGUUUUUUGAUCAAAAAGCAAACCGGCAUGCCUAUGACUUUUGGGCCAAGAAGACACGCGAAAGGAUCAAGGAUCCCAGAAAAAGAGAUAUUCUUGCGCCGUUGGAACCCUUCCACCCGUUUGGGACAAAGAGACCUUCGCUAGAGCAAAACUAUUAUGAAAUUUUCAAUGAGUCCCAUGUAGACGUUAUCGAUUUGAGGGAGCGAAGCAUCGAGAAGGUCACGCCUAAUGGGAUCCUCAUCAGUGACGGGUCGUUUUAUGCUCUGGAUAUCAUUGCAUUCGCAACGGGCUACGAUGCGCUCACAGGGGGGAUGGUAAAAAUGGGUUUGUUGGACAUCCGUGGCAAACCAUUGGCGGAAGACUGGGAAAACGGAGUCGUCUCAUAUCUUGGAAUGUGUCAUCAUGGGUACCCGAAUAUGUUCUAUAUGUACGGGCCACAAGCACCGACUGCGUUUGCCAACGGUCCAUCAUGCGUUGAAGUCCAAGGCCGUUGGAUUGUCGAUGUUAUCCAAAAGAUGCGAGAGCAGGGGCUCAAAUACAUUGAGCCAGAACCUGAAGCGGAAGCGGAAUGGAAAGCUAAAAUCAACACGCUCUCAGACAUGACGCUUCUCCCCCUCGCAGACUCAUGGUAUGUUGGUGCCAAUAUUCCAGGCAAGAAGCGGGAACAACUCAACUGGACUGGAGGGCUGCCAGCAUACCGAGAGGAGUGUGCAGAUGUACUAAAAUCUUUCAAGGGCUUCAUUACUGCAUAA
Messenger RNA from Uncinocarpus reesii 1704, 1656 nucleotides. RefSeq lists its product as uncharacterized. The coding region runs from base 1 to 1656 and encodes 551 amino acids. The record is from RefSeq and is a predicted model, not a curated record. Lineage: Eukaryota; Fungi; Ascomycota; Eurotiomycetes; Onygenales; Onygenaceae. Gene Ontology annotation, molecular function: N,N-dimethylaniline monooxygenase activity; flavin adenine dinucleotide binding; NADP binding. The transcript is spliced from 2 exons.